This is a messenger RNA of Rhinocladiella mackenziei CBS 650.93, 1446 nucleotides long. RefSeq lists its product as uncharacterized. Gene Ontology annotation, biological process: proteolysis. The transcript has 4 exons. The record is from RefSeq and is a predicted model, not a curated record. The coding region runs from base 1 to 1446 and encodes 481 amino acids. Gene Ontology annotation, molecular function: metallodipeptidase activity. Lineage: Eukaryota; Fungi; Ascomycota; Eurotiomycetes; Chaetothyriales; Herpotrichiellaceae.
AUGGCACCACAGCUCCAGCCAUAUUUCAAGAAGUGUGACAAGGUCGACGAGUUGGCCGACUCCUUCAUUGAACGUUUACGAAAGGCUGUUGCCAUCCCAUCGGUGUCUGCGGACGAAGAUAAAAGAAAGGAGGUGGUUCGAAUGGGACAGUUUCUGGCCGGCGAGCUCGAAGCAUUAGGCGCAGAGGUCCAACAAAGACCCCUCGGGAAACAACCGGGCAAAGAACACCUUGAUUUACCACCGGUGGUCAUCGCGCGCUAUGGAAAUGACAAGAACAAGCGCACCAUCCUCGUGUACGGGCACUACGACGUUCAACCCGCCCUCAUCGAAGAUGGCUGGGCGACCCAGCCCUUCCAACUGACCAUCGACGAUCAAGGUCGCAUGUACGGCCGCGGCAGCACCGAUGAUAAAGGACCUGUCCUGGGUUGGCUCAACGCCAUUGAAGCGCAUCAAAAGGCGGGUGUCGAGUUCCCCGUCAAUCUCCUCUGCUGCUUCGAAGGGAUGGAAGAGUAUGGCUCGGAAGGUCUCGACGCUUUUAUCCAAGAGGAAGCGAAGAAAUUCUUCAAGGACGCCGACGCCGUCUGCAUCUCCGAUAAUUACUGGCUGGGCACAGAGAAGCCGUGUCUCACGUACGGCCUCCGAGGAUGUAAUUACUACUCCGUUUCGGUCUCGGGACCCGGCCAGGACUUGCACUCGGGGGUCUUUGGCGGAACGGCCCAAGAACCCAUGACGGACCUGAUGGCCGUCCUCAGCAAACUGGUCGACACCAACGGAAAGAUUCUGAUUCCCGGCAUCAACGAGAUGGUCGCGCCACUGACCGAGGAGGAAGAGAGCCUUUAUGGCGGGAUCGCAUUCACCAUGGACAAUCUGUACGAGUCCCUCGGGAGCAAGACGGGCAUUUUCCCCGACAAAGAACGCACGCUCAUGGCACGCUGGCGGUACCCAUCUCUCUCGAUCCACGGCGUCGAGGGCGCCUUUUCUGCCCCCGGGGCCAAAACCGUCAUCCCCGCCAAAGUCAUUGGCAAAUUCUCCAUUCGGACCGUGCCCAACAUGGAAUCCGCCCAAGUCAACGAGCUCGUGUUCAAAUACGUCAAGGACGAAUUCGCCAAGUUGGGCUCCAAGAACACAUUGGACGUCUACUGCCAACACGACGGCAAAUGGUGGGUUGCCAGCCCGAAACACUGGAACUUCACCGCCGCCAGUAAAGCGUGCAAGGAAGUUUUUGGCGUCAAGCCCGAUUUCACGAGGGAAGGAGGCAGUAUCCCCAUCACGAUAACGUUCGAGGAGGCUACCGGCAAGAAUGUGUUGUUGCUACCGAUGGGCAGUUCCACGGAUGCGGCGCACAGUAUCAAUGAGAAACUCGACCGGAGGAAUUACAUUGAGGGAACCAAACUCUUGGGUGCGUAUCUGCAUUAUGUUGCCGAAGAGCCGAUGAAUGAGGCAUGA